AUGGAAGGGACACAACAACGAAACCAGAACGCGGCGCUGACGACACCAUUGAACUUGUCGAUAAAGAAACGGCGUAUACGGAGCCCUGGCCCCUGCGGAAACGACAGUGGUACCGACGGCGGAAGGAAGAAAGAGACGGCUGUGGAGAAGUUGAAGAACGAGGCUUCGGUUGGACCAUCGUAUAACUCGGCCUUUCAGACAGUGUCCGCGUCAUCGACAUCGUCGUCGACGACGGCCGAUGAAUCCAUCGUUAACCUGCUCUCUUCUCCGUCCCUGUUGUUCAACCCAUUGUCGCCUCUUCCGCUCAUGAGCGCCGUCGCUCAGCGGCAGCUGAUGGCCACUCAUGCGCUGACGUCCAGCUCUGAGCAGUUGUUCAGCAACCACAGAUGGAACGUUUCGAAGCAACAGAGGCCGUUCAAGGCCUACAAUCCGACAUACCCUCUUUCGGCGCUACAGGUAAAUAGUGUACCCGGGUCGAUGAACGGUUCGCAUUUAUCUCCAAAGCUGAUCUCUGGAUUGACACCUGCUAUUUUCACGGAGCAGCUGCUCCAGCAGUACAGGCGCUAUGUGUCAAAUUCACAAAAUUCCAGUCGCGGGUUCACCGUCGUUCACAGAACGAAAAGUGCCGAAUCGUCCAAUGCUGACAGUCGAUCGUCAUCGCGCGCCUCCUCGCUGCCGGCGUCAACCGACGAGGCGGUUGAGGGAUUCCGUUUGCCUGCAGGGACUCAGAAUAACACGCCUUCUCCUCCUGAAGUUACAUCUACCUCUCAUCCUCACACGGAACAUGUAAGUCCCCCUUCCCGUCAUAGCAGCUACUCCGGAGCAAGUUCGGACGGUGGCUGCAGGGCGGACACGGCACCACAGACCUCCGACGUGUCAGCAACUGUAGGCACGAAUAUAUCGAGCGCCAAUGCAGGCCGAAGAAAAGGAAGGAUUCUGCCGGAUAUGCUGAAGGAUGAGGCCUAUUGGGAACGGCGUCGCAAGAACAACGAAGCGGCCAAACGGUCACGGGAUGCCAGGCGAGCGAAGGAAGACGAAAUUGCCGUCAGGGCUGCCGUACUUGAACAAGAGAAUAUGCGCCUUCGCGUCGAAGUCGCCGCUUUAAAGGCCGAGACGGAGAAGCUGCGCCAGAUGCUGAUGAAUGCAUAG
Messenger RNA from Soboliphyme baturini, 1149 nucleotides. Lineage: Eukaryota; Metazoa; Nematoda; Enoplea; Dioctophymatida; Soboliphymatidae. The record is from the annotation of a GenBank genome assembly.